CAAGCCGCCGUCACGGCAGCACCCGGGCGGAGCGGGUGCCUCAAUGCUGGGUGCCAAUGCGGGGAGGGCGCUGCAAACACGGGGCUCCUCCGCCGGCUAGGUGGAAAGUUCGCCGCUGCAUCGGACCAACGGAGCAUUGACUAAGAACAGCCAGUCUUCGGUGGAGGGGGACGCGGAGUCUCUUCUCUUUCCAGUGACCGCGCAAACUUUGCAUUUCCUCGCACGCUUCCUUCUUUUUUAAAAUAAUAAUAAUAAUAAAAAUCUCUAGGAAAAGGCGGCUUUGCUUUUCUGGUUUGCAAAGAAAACCUCGCAGGCUAUAACUAUUUCCAGGCACCUGUGUCGUGAGCAGACCCUGAGCUGGGGUAGCCCAGAAGAUGACAGAGUACAAACUGGUGGUUGUUGGAGCAGGAGGCGUUGGGAAAAGUGCAUUGACUAUUCAGCUGAUUCAGAAUCAUUUUGUUGAUGAAUACGAUCCUACCAUAGAGGAUUCGUACAGAAAGCAAGUAGUCAUCGAUGGGGAGACCUGCUUACUGGACAUCUUGGACACAGCUGGCCAAGAGGAAUACAGUGCCAUGCGAGACCAGUACAUGCGGACAGGGGAAGGCUUCCUAUGUGUCUUCGCUAUUAACAACACCAAGUCCUUUGAAGACAUUCAUCAGUAUAGAGAACAGAUCAAGAGAGUGAAGGACUCUGAUGAUGUGCCCAUGGUGUUGGUGGGGAAUAAAUGUGAUCUUCCUGCCCGGACUGUGGAAACGCGGCAAGCCCAGGAGCUGGCUCGGAGCUAUGGGAUUCCAUACAUAGAGACGUCAGCCAAAACUAGACAGGGAGUUGAAGAUGCCUUCUAUACUUUAGUGCGAGAGAUCCGGCAGCACAAACUACGUAAAUUGAAUCCUCCAGAUGAAAGUGGUCCAGGCUGCAUGAACUGCAAAUGUGUAAUAUCAUGACCAAGUGGACCAGAUGUGACUUGGAAGGCUUUCUACUGUGUGUAGCAUGGAGAUGGAGGCGAUGUGAAAAUAGAAUCAAAUGGAUUUGGGGAAAGGAAAGAUGGGGUGAUGUCUGCAGGCCCCCCCAAGGGCUCCACAUGGACAGUUUUAAAAAUUCACCAAGGCCUGCAAGGAACUGUUUUAUUGUUUAAAUCUCCCCCCCUUUUUUGCCUUUCCCCCCCUUCCUGGCAGUGUGUACAAAGCCACAUAAGGAAUUGCAGUAAGUUAUUAUUUGGUGGUCUUGACACUGGUUUUGCCAUCUCUAUCAUUGUUCCAAGGGAUUGAGUGUCUGAAAGGUGGCUCAUGCAGGGAAAGACCCAUCUUUUGUUUCUUCAAUCAGCUUGAGAUCAGCUCACCAAGAGCAAAGCCUGGGCGCAUCUGCAGGCGGACUGGUUUCCCACUUUGGUGCUCCAAGGCAUGCAAGACAGGGAGCAAACCCUGUAAUUCCCAGCUUGGAGGGCUCCAUCUGAAAGAAAGCUAGCUGUUGUCAGCAGAAGACCAAGUCUCUUUGGAAGGCACAGCCAAGAAGAUUCACUUGUCUGUCAUUCCAUGGGGGGGGGGGAGAGAAAAUGCUCUGAGUUUUAGGAAGUGGGUAGGAAAAGGCAUAAAAAUAAUUAUACCUGUAGCUGUUCAUGGAACAUAGUUCCACGUGUCUCCACCCAUUGAUUUAUCUCUGUGUAAACAGGAAAGAUAAUUACGCCUCUUACUUUGGGCUAAUAUUGUCUCCCCUGUGCUAGAACAACCCAGUCGUUGUCCUUGCAGAGAGAUGAUGUUCAGUCUGUUGGACAUCUCUUCAGGCCUGGCCAUUAUCUUCAAGAGUCCUUGAGAAGGGGUGGAGGGAAAGAGGGGUGCCAGUUUUUAGAUUUGCCUUUUUUCUCCUUCCUUUUUAUGGUGCUGGGAGAAUGUGUAAACAUAUAAAUUGUCUUUACCUGAACCUGUUGAUGGAGAUUGAAGGAUCUUGGAUUUUCCAACUCUGAAUUGAGCCCAACCUUUGCUCAUUCCGUGCUGCAUCAAAGGGAAACAGUCCCUCCUCCUUAUAUCUUUAGGGGGCAUGGGAAGCUUUUUGUAUUUUUUUUUUCCCACAACCUUUGUGUCUUACAGGCUGACUGGGAAGAAUUAUCCAGUGGGCAAGAAAGGGUGACUUGUAUGUAGGCUUUCCUGUUUGUUGUUGGCAUGGUCUUCCCCCUCCCCCCCCCCGACUCCCCAAGAUUUCUAUGCUUGUUGCCUGUGUCAAGGCUGUCUUCCCUAGUGUGCUUCUUGCAACAUUUGUGUACUAACCUGGAGGUGGAGCUGGUCUUUGGAGACAUGGGAGCCUGUUUCCGUGUUCCUGCUCCAUUCUCCGUUCUCCCUCGUAGCCGCUGUGCCUACGUAAUUGCAUGCACAGCUCCAAAUCCUGCUGUCAAGGAACAGUUCCUCUGUAUUUCUGUGACUACUUGCUGUAAUUCAAAGCUUUUCUGGUAAAAUACCACAACCAGAUCCUCAUCACUGGCUGAAUUAAAGAAAACCAGCCUAAUAAUUAGAUAACAAGCAUGAUUUUUUUUUUUAAAAAAAAACAACUGUUGGGAGUAUUAAAGAGAACCCAAACCUAGCCUUAAAUGUCAUUAAAAGCGAUUUUGUUCUCAAAAGCGUUGGUGUGCAUACUGUACCUUUUUGGAUUUAUGUUCCUUUUAUUCAAACUCCCUGUACUAUUUGUCAUCCCUGCAUUAUAUCUCAGGAUGAAAAUAGUUAUCGAUAUUUAAAUCCCAAGAAACAGCUUCAUUGUCCACACAUUUUUGCCACUGAAAUAUGUGUCUUAAAAAGUAAACAUUGGUUUAUUUUUGUUAAUUGUUUAAAAUACCCAUUUCAUUUCUGGAUGAAUUUACUAUUUGAUCAGGUUUUUCUCAACACCAGGCAUUCUUAAUAGCAGGAUGGCUUAUUGUCGAUGUUGACCAGAUAUUGAGAGAGGCCUCUGUGUUUAUUAUAAUGGUGCUAUCAAGAUGAAACACUGAAAAUGGUACCAUAUCAUCAGCGUCAGCUCUAUAGGCAGCUUAUUGAAAAAACCUAUCUCAAGAGGUUUUUUUUUUCACUGCUCCAAAAACUUGAUCCAUUGAUUUCUACCAAUAUAAUUCAAAGUACAAAUUUAACUAAGCUUAGAUCUGCUUUAUAAUUUGUUAUAGAAUCUUAGCAGGGCAAGGUGAAUUUAAACAAAUGGAUGAUAACUGUACUUCUAUCCUAAGGUAGAUGUCCAGGAAUGUCCUAAGGAGAAACUAUAAAGCAGCAGGA
Messenger RNA from Crotalus tigris (Tiger rattlesnake), 3245 nucleotides. RefSeq names its product HRas proto-oncogene, GTPase (gene HRAS). Gene Ontology annotation, biological process: Ras protein signal transduction. Gene Ontology annotation, molecular function: GDP binding; GTPase activity; GTP binding. Bases 375 to 944 code for a protein of 189 amino acids. NCBI's taxonomy places the organism in Eukaryota, Metazoa, Chordata, Lepidosauria, Squamata, Viperidae. The record is from RefSeq and is a predicted model, not a curated record. Gene Ontology annotation, cellular component: plasma membrane. The transcript has 6 exons.